Molecule: messenger RNA, 3486 nt
Organism: Botrytis porri
Lineage: Eukaryota; Fungi; Ascomycota; Leotiomycetes; Helotiales; Sclerotiniaceae
Exons: 12
Coding region: 1-3486 (1161 amino acids)
Biological process (GO): protein deubiquitination; regulation of protein stability
Cellular component (GO): cytosol; nucleus
Molecular function (GO): cysteine-type endopeptidase activity; cysteine-type deubiquitinase activity; protein binding
Source: RefSeq, a predicted model, not a curated record
AUGGAUCCUUCUAUCGAUGCAGAUAUACAAUCACCCGAGAAUAUGAUUGUUGAUCCAGACGAGUAUGUCGAGCCAUCGGAUAAUGAGAAGGAUGAUAUCGCCAUCAUAGAUCCGGAUGAACCUAGGCCAACGCCUGCGGAUGAUUAUGAAGCUAUAGAAGAGCUGGUCUUGCCACCGCUGGAUCAACAGCCCCCGAUCAUAGAGACGGUUCAUCAUACUUGGGAAAUUAAAAAUUGGCAAGGGCUUCAAAAGAGAGAACAUGGCCCAAUUUUUCAUGCUGGAGGAUACCCAUGGCGUAUUCUGAUGUUCCCAUACGGAAAUAACAGCGAUAAUGUGUCCUUCUAUCUGGAGCAUGGAUUCGAAGACGGGCCUCCGGACGACUUUGUAUGCUGUUUGCAAUUCGGUCUCGUUCUAUGGAAUCCGAAUGAUCCAACUCUUUACACUUACCACACUGCGCACCAUCGAUUUACCAAAGAGGAAGGGGACUGGGGCUUUACUCGAUUCGUUGAAACCCGCAAGCUUCAUGCUCAUGUGUGGCCUGGAUCCAGUCCCCCAAGGCCGUUGGUUGAGAGCGGAGAAGCAAAUAUGACGGCAUAUGUAAAAAUAGUCGAGGACGAAACAGGCGUUUUAUGGCACAACUUCAACAACUAUGAUUCGAAGAAAGAAACUGGAUUUGUCGGGUUAAAAAAUCAAGGAGCAACAUGUUAUUUGAAUUCGCUCAUUCAGUCCCUAUAUUUUACUAAUGCCUUCCGGAAGGCAGUAUAUCAAAUUCCAACACAAGACGAGGACACCACCACAAACAGCGCAUAUACUUUACAACGCCUCUUUUAUCAGCUGCAGUCAUCUUCUGCAGCUGUGAGUACCAACGAACUCACCAAGUCUUUUGGCUGGGAUACGAAACAGAUUUUUGAACAGCAAGAUGUUCAAGAGCUUUCAAGGAAGCUGAUGGAGGUGAUGGAAAAGAGAAUGAAGGGGACUGAAGCUGAAAAUGUCCUCCCUAAAUUGUUCUGCGGAAAAGUGCGAACGUAUAUCUCUUGUAUUAAUGUCGACUACGAAUCUCGCCGAGUAGAAGAUUUUUGGGACGUCCAAUUAAAUGUUAGCGGCAACAAGGACAUUGAAGCGAGUUUCCGGGAUUACAUUCAAGUCGAGACAAUGGAUGGCGACAACCAAUACUUCGCAGGUGAAAACUACAAACUUCAAGAUGCGAAGAAAGGUGUCAUCUUUGAAUCAUUUCCCGAGGUUCUUCAUUUGCAGCUUAAGAGAUUCGAAUAUGAUAUUGAGAGAGAUUCUAUGAUGAAGGUCAAUGAUCGUUACGAAUUUCCAGAUACUUUUGAUGCCGCACCAUAUCUAUCAGAUGAUGCAGAUAGAUCCGAAUCCUGGAUUUAUAAGCUGCAUGGGGUCCUUGUACACAGCGGCGACCUCAACGCAGGACAUUAUUAUGCAUUCAUCAAGCCUGAAAAGGAUGGCUGGUUUUACAAAUAUGAUGAUGACAAAGUAACCAAAGCCACAAUGCGAGAAGUCUUGGAGGAUAAUUAUGGAGGAGAGAUGCCCCUUUUGAAUGGGCAAGUUUAUGAUGCAUCGCAAAAACCUAUCAUACGACAUAACAGCGCAUACAUGCUGGUCUACAUUCGCGAGGCAAGACUCGAUGAGGUAUUGCUCCCCGUAACGAACGCCGAUACGCCAGCUCAUCUCCAAAGAAAACUUGAAGAGGAGGCCGCUUUCAAAGAAGCACGACGGAAGGAACGUGAAGAACAGCACUUGUACCUUACUGUGAGGGUGAUUACUCAGGAGACUUACGCAGCUCAUGGCGGACAUGAUCUUACAGUGUUUGACCGAAGUCAUGAUGAAGAUCCUGCGGCUGCUAAAUCCUAUAAACUCCUCAAGAAGUGUACUAUUAGAGAGCUCAUCAAGGUGAUUGGUAAGGAUACUGGAACUGACCCGAGAAGAUUACGAGUCUGGUUCAUGGUCAAUCGUCAAAACAAAACAACAAGACCUGACACGCCUGUUCUGGACUAUGAUCAAACCAUUGAAGAAGCUCACCUGAAAUUAGCUGGUAGUAAGACACAGGAGCUGAGGCUUUGGGCCGAAACAGCCGAAGAAGUCGAUUCUAAUGGCGAUGCGGUGUGGCCAGCUCAUCCGUUGGUGAAGGAAGGGUCAUCUCCAAGUAGAUCUGAUGAAAUUGUCAUAUUUCUCAAAUGGUUCAAUGUCGAUACCCAGUCUCUAGUUGGAUGCGGUCACAUUUAUAUCAGUAGCCAGAGUAAAGUCGAAGAAUUGGCCCCAUUCAUCUUGAAACGUAUGAAUUGGCCAGAGGAUACUAGAUUGAAGCUCUACGAGGAGAUAAAACCAGACAUGAUCGAACCUAUGAAAGCGAAACAAUCACUGAAGGCAGCAGAACUCCAAGAUGGCGAUAUUGUUUGUUUCCAGAGAGCUACGGAAGGAAGUGGUGGAAGCGAUGGCUCGGAUACGACUACAAUGGUCUCCAAUGGCCUAAACCCACGCCAGCAGCCUCUCAAAUCAUCUGACAUCAUAGAUGAUGCGCGACUAUAUUACGACUUCCUCCGUCAUCGAAGGCUCAUUACAUUCCAUUGUCAUCCAACCAGAGGAAGCAAAGAAUUCAAUAUAGACAAUUGCGAAUCGUUCACUCUGGUAUUAAGUGCGAAACACACUUAUGAUCAGGUAGCUGCCAAGGUUGGAGAGAAGCUGAAUGUAGAACCGACUCAUAUCAGAUUUUGGACUAUUGCCUUGAAUACAGGCAAUCCUAAGACGGCGAUCAGGCGCACGUCGAAUCACACUCUGGUCAACAUGGUCAGCAGUAGUUACGCGUCAUUUGCUGGCACCACCAUUAGGUCAGAUGCUUUAUUUUUCGAGGUCCUUGAUAUCAGUCUCGCAGAAUUGGAUACCAAGAAACCCAUGAAGGUUAGCUGGAUCAGUGAAGGUGUCACAAAAGAAGAACCACUGGAUAUACUGGUGCCUAAAACUGGAACUGUGGAUGAUAUAGUGUCCUCGGUGAUCAAGAAAGCACGAUUAGAAGACGAAGAAAAGGGUAGACCUAUUCGAGUAUAUGAAACACACAGCAACAAAAUUCACAGAGAGCUUUCUCGUGGUCAUCUAAUCAAGGAUCUCACCGAUUACAUUUCAAUUAUACUAGAGCGAAUACCGGAAGAAGAGCUUGCACAACCGAAUGGUAGUCAGUACAUUCAUGCCUUCCACUUCCACGGUGAUCCAACCAAAGCGCACUCAAUUCCGUUCAAAUUUCUCAUCUUCCAAGAUGAAAUAUUUUCCGACACUAAGAAGCGACUGGAGAAGCGGACUGGUAUAAAAGGCAAAAACCUUGAGAAGAUCAAAUUUGCUAUUGUCAAGAGGAGCUCUUACACAAAACCUAUAUACUUGAAUGAUGACGAUACAUUAUGGGAUAUGCUUGGGGAUGAUGACGACCAACUCGGAUUAGAUCACAUUGAUAAGGUCACCAGAAAACUUCAUUCCUAG